Messenger RNA from Cladophialophora psammophila CBS 110553, 1335 nucleotides. RefSeq lists its product as uncharacterized. The transcript has a single exon. The record is from RefSeq and is a predicted model, not a curated record. Bases 1 to 1335 code for a protein of 444 amino acids. Lineage: Eukaryota; Fungi; Ascomycota; Eurotiomycetes; Chaetothyriales; Herpotrichiellaceae. Gene Ontology annotation, molecular function: oxidoreductase activity; FMN binding.
AUGGCGAACAAAGUCGAGGGUGCAACAUGGAACCAGUCAUACACAGAACCUGAUGCAAACAACUAUUCUGCGUACCAACGAGAGAUCUACAGCUCUCUACGGGCUCCCUCUUUCUCUACCAAACCGUCUGAAUGGGAAGCUCUGGCCCGCUCUAAAGUCCCUGCUGCUAAUUUUGGCUAUGUGUAUGGAGCAGCGAGCAGCGGCCAGACUCAUGCGGCCAAUAUUGCCGCAUUCGAUCGCUAUCGCAUUCGACCUCAUAUGCUAGUCAAUGCUACUCGCCGAGACCUGAACGUUGAGCUGUUCGGGACAAAGUAUAGUAGUCCUCUUCUUCUAGCUCCAGUUGGGGUCCAGAAUAUCAUGCAUGAAGACGCUGAAGAGGCUACCGCCAAGGCUUGUCAAAAAGUCGGCAUACCCAUGAUUCUCUCCUCGGCUGCCACGAGAACCAUUGAACAAGUGGCCGAAGCCAAUGGGACUGGUGACCGUUGGUAUCAGCUUUACUGGCCCAGGCCUCAGUGGGAAGAAGUUACUGUGAGCUUGCUAAACAGAGCAAAAGCCAAUGGAUAUAAGGUCCUCGUCGUUACAUUGGACACUUUCAACCUGGCUUGGAGACCAACAGAUCUUGAUACGGCAUAUCUACCUUUCAUCUGGGGCGACGGCUGCCAGAUAGGACACUCUGAUCCGGUCUUUAACCGCAGAUAUGAAGAGAUCCAGAAGAACGAUACGAGAGGCUAUGGAGAAAAAUUAGCCGAACUCUGGGCAAUGAUGAAGAGACCCGGCUCAGUCUACGGCGCGGCUCGGGUCCUGACAAACGUGUCCCUACUACAAAAAUCAAGGGCUUGGCUGGACGUCUUGAAUUCUGGGACGUAUAGGGAAUGGAAGCAUUUGGAGAUUUUGAAGAAGCUAUGGGACGGGCCAAUUGUUCUCAAAGGUAUUCAGACGGUCGACGACGCUCACAGAGCCAUCGACUAUGGGAUGGAUGGCAUCAUUGUGAGCAAUCACGGAGGUCGACAAUGUGAUGGUGCUAUCGCUUCCCUCGAUGCUCUAGCCGAGAUUGCCGCUGACGAAAGAGUCAAACGGUCCAACAUGACACUGAUAUUUGACAGUGGCGUCCGUACCGGGGCAGAUAUCUUGAAAGCAUUAGCGUUGGGUGCAAAGGCUGUGUGCAUUGGCAGGCCUUUCAUGUAUGGUCUUGCUAUUGGAGGACAAGAAGGAGUAGAGCACGUCCUCAGGUGCUUACUCGCUGACACUGAUAACAUGCUGGGCAAUAUGGGCAAGAAGAGCGUGAAAGAUCUCAGCCGGCAUGACAUACAGCUGCGGCCAGAAUCAAAGCUCUAG